GUUGAAGCACUUCAAAGAUUUUAAUUUUUGCUAUUCUCUCUCUGUCUCUCUCUCUCUCUCCCUCUCUCUCUCUCAUAAGAACAGUUUUUAUUUGGAUGGACGAGACACAAGAACUGACGCAAGAACAGAUAAUGGAGUUUAAAGAGGCGUUUUGUCUGUUUGACAAAGAUGGAGAUGGUUGCAUCACUGCUGAUGAACUUGCCACUGUGAUCCGUUCGUUGGAUCAGAAUCCGACCGAACAAGAGCUUCAAGAUAUGAUCAAUGAGAUCGACUCUGAUGGUAACGGCACCAUCGAAUUCUCUGAGUUUCUCAACCUCAUGGCCAGCAAAAUCCAGGAAACUGAUGCAGAUGAGGAGCUGAAAGAAGCAUUCAAAGUGUUUGACAAAGACCAAAAUGGUUACAUCUCUGCCAGUGAGUUGAGGCACGUGAUGAUCAAUCUUGGGGAGAAGCUAACAGAUGAAGAGGUUGAUCAAAUGAUAAAGGAGGCAGAUUUGGAUGGUGAUGGUCAAGUCAAUUAUGAUGAGUUUGUGAGGAUGAUGAUGACCAGCGGUUAAAUUGUAAAACAAUUUUACCCGCUUAUGUAUUAGUAUCUUUUAAAAAUUUGUUAAUGUUUUUUCUUCUUCUUCAGAAAAAUCAUAUUUCAAAUUUCCAGUUAAAUUAAUUUCAGCUUUGAUUCAAUCGAAAAAGUAGUUCUUUCAUUUCUAUGGAAAUAUGUAGCUGGUGUAUAGUAGUAUAUUUCUAUGGAAAUUUAUUUUGCUUUUAUGUGGGUGUGUUUAUGGAAAAAGCCAAUCAG
Molecule: messenger RNA, 793 nt
Organism: Thlaspi arvense
Lineage: Eukaryota; Viridiplantae; Streptophyta; Magnoliopsida; Brassicales; Brassicaceae
Source: the annotation of a GenBank genome assembly